Centruroides sculpturatus (bark scorpion) is the source of this 5058-nucleotide messenger RNA. RefSeq lists its product as uncharacterized. The record is from RefSeq and is a predicted model, not a curated record. Gene Ontology annotation, molecular function: transmembrane signaling receptor activity; protein binding. Gene Ontology annotation, biological process: immune response; toll-like receptor signaling pathway. The annotation marks the transcript as partial. The transcript has 2 exons. Gene Ontology annotation, cellular component: membrane. NCBI's taxonomy places the organism in Eukaryota, Metazoa, Arthropoda, Arachnida, Scorpiones, Buthidae.
AGGCUCCCCUCGUUAAAAAUGAUUUACGUAGUCUUAGGAAGAAUAAGAAGUUUUCCAGAAGAUGCAUUUCGUGGUUUGAAUAGACUCAAAUCUUUAUACCUCUUCUACAAUCGUUUAGAGGAUCUUCCGGAAACUCUUUUCUACGAAUUGAAAUCUCUAGAGGAACUUAAUUUAUCCAGAAACUUGUUGACCGUUCUUUCUCCCGCUAUAUUUAGAGGCUUGACGAGCCUUAAAAAGCUGUUUUUGAAUGAUAAUCGCUUAAUUAUUCUUCCCGCUUUGUUGUUUGCAGAUAAUUUCAAUUUGAUCUCUAUUAACAUGGAUAGCAACCAUUUUUGUUCUCUACCGGAAAUGCUAUUGCAAAACGUUUCAAAAUUACUGUUUUUCUUUGCUUGCGACUGCAAUAUUCGUGAAUUGCCACCGAAGAUAUUUUCCUCUUGUUAUGACUUAUACAAAGUUCGAAUAUGCGAAAAUCGAAUCGAUCGUUUACACCCUGAUUUGUUUGAAAAUAACCGGUAUAUUGAACGAAUAGAUUUAGAGAAAAACCGGUUACACGAAUUACCUUCCAACGUGUUCCGUAAUAACAAACGGCUGUCGAGACUGGAUUUAGGCAAUAAUCUUCUGACCAGAAUUCCUUUCGAAGUGUUUGACGACAUUCAAAAUAUUGAAGCAUUGUCUUUAACAGGAAACAGAAUAACAAAGGUAGAAGAGGGAAAGUUUGAAAUUUUGAAAAAUCUAAAAGUAUUGUAUCUGGAUAAAAAUCCACUGGGCUCUUUACCGGGACCGGCACCGUUCGGAAGACUGCCACGUUUGACAUCCUUGGGGCUUUCCAUUACCUCCUUCACAGAGUUUCCUCGAAUGGACUGGAGCGCGUAUAACAUCUCGCUGCUCAGACUGAAUGACAAUCGCCUGUCGAUUCUUCGCACCGAAGACCUCCCUCCAGAUAAUCGCUCUGUAAUUUUAUUGAUGGACAAUAGCAUCACUACAGUCACGGGAAAAAUCACCAGGAAUAUGAAUAACGUCUUUCUCUUUGGAAACCCCUUCCGGUGUGACUGCGCUUUGAGGAAUUUCGUCGAAGAAGUUCAGUUUUCGGAAAACGGUCGAUCGCUGCUCUGCGAGUCUCCUUCUGACUUGAGGAACAAGACUUUCCAGGAAUUGGUUCCUUCCUACGUGUUGUGUCCCAUUGUAGAACAUUGCCCACAGAACUGUCUCUGUUACUUAUAUAAAGGCUUUUCGGUGAUAGUAAAUUGUUCCUUCUCCAAUAUUUCCCACGCUCCUGCAAUACUUCCCGAAAACACCACAAUCGUUCACCUGGAACACAACUCUCUUUCCGCAAUAAAAAUUACAGACAGUUGGUCAGGAGUGGAUGAACUGUACUUGGACCACAAUCGUUUAAAUCCCUCCGAGCAUUGGAGGUUUCCUUCUUCGUUGAAAGUUCUCUCUCUUCGAUACAACGGUCUACAAGAUUUUCCUGGAAAAUUUUUGCAAUACGUAAGCGAUUCUUCUUAUAUUCGAGUGGACAUUAGAAACAACGCAUUUUGGUGCAAUUGUUCUUUCAAACCCUUCAAACUGUGGUUGAAUCGCAACGUUCAUAAGAUAGUGGAAGCCGAAGAAGUGAAGUGCAGAAGAUUAUUGUCUGAGAACAACACCGUUGUCGUGUCUUCCAUAUUGAAUUUUCCGGACGAUGCGUUUUGUUUGCCUCCUUCUAUCGUAACGAACGUUCCUAUAAUCGUUUCCGGUUCCGUUGUCUGUCUGCUAGGAAUAUUAACAAUGGUGUUCGCUUUCUUUUUUCUGAAGUACAGAAACACCAUCUUGGCUUACGUGUACGUGCAUUUUCCUUUGUUGUACUGCUGCAAGAUUUCCGAACUGGACAAAGAUAAGGCGUUCGAUGCCUUCAUUUCUUACUCCGGCAGCGACAGGGACAUCGUCAUGUGUUUGUUGAAGGAACUGGAAGAUAAUGUUCCAUUCUUUAAGCUGUGUAUCCACGAGCGCGAUUGGGUACCCGGUUAUGACGUAAUAUGUCAAAUAGAAGCUUCGAUUAGAAACAGCAAGAAGACGAUAUUGCUCCUGUCCGAGGAAUUCUUCAACAGCGUGUGGUGUCAAGCGGAGUUUCAAGCGGCCUUGGUACAGUCUUUGGAGGAUAAGAUGGAAAGGAUAAUUUUCGUAUUGAAGGAUACUUCGGUGUGCGACGUAGUUCCCGCGGACAUGCGCGAGUUGCUACUUAGCAAGACCUACCUGGUGUGGGGAGAAAGAUGGUUUUGGGAAAAGUUGAGAUACGCCUUACCACGUUACUCGACUGAUAAACCGUUACAUCAUCAAGUUCACGAUGUGGAUAGAAUUAUCUCAAAAUUAAGAAGCGAAAGUAAUGCCUCGGAAAUAAAAGUGAAAAACCUGUUGAACCUGCUGUUGUGUAUCGCUUUGGCUCAGUGUUGCACCGAAUUCUUGAGCAGAUGGAAAAAUGUCCCGUGUCCCAGGUUUUUUCUACGGGUCACCAGAACCGAUUGUCUUCUAAGCGAAAACGUUUUCGUCGUUGUUAACGUCGGCUUUCUUUUUAUCGAUUGCUACGGGGCGGAACCCGAUCGUCGGAUAUUCCGUUGUUUGCAACAGAAAGAAGACGUUGUUUUAAAAAUGCGCAAUUGUUAUUUUCGGAAUUUUAGUUUGAGUGAAUUUUUAUCUGGACUCGUCAUACGCAAUUUGCAAAUUGCAUUUACCACAAUCGAACCGAAUUAUCAAACUUUGCACUUUGAAAACUUGCCAUUUGUCACAAACGUAUCCCUGUAUGGAAUAAGAACUGGAGGAUCAUUCGACCUGACGUUCGAUUCUCAACCCAUCAUCCACGCAUUACUAAUAAACCAUUACAAUUUCACUUCCUUUACUCGGCCACCAUUUAAAAACUUGACAAAUCUUCCAAUUUUGAGAAUAGUAAAUGGAACUCUUCAGCAUGUUCAGGUGGAGCUACUCCAAGAGUUGAGAAAUCUCAGAAUACUCAGCUUGUACAAUAACAGAAUAAAAGAGAUUCCACGCGGAUUCUUUAAAAAUCUCACAUUGUUAACGUAUUUAGAUUUAUCCGAUAAUCACAUCGAGAACUUCUCGGAAGACAUCUUUUCCGAUCUCUUCAGCCUAGAAAUACUUCGGAUCAAAAACAAUAAACUGACGGUUCUUCCGGAAAAUCUGCUCUCCUCCCUCACUCAGUUAAUCGGUCUCGAAAUGAGUGGAAAUACAGGAAUAAAAAACUUACCCAAAGGAUUCUUAAGAGGCUUGACACGCUUAGAACAUCUUCGGGCAUCCAGAUGCUCUUUGGAACGUCUGGAGGAAUCUUUAUUUUCAGACACCACCUUUUUGAUAGAAUGCUUGCUAGAUUUUAAUAACAUUACACGUCUACCGGAAGCACUGUUUAAUAACACGGAACAUUUGAGUCGUUUGUCGAUGACUGGAAAUAAAUUAUCGUCUUUGCCACCGCGUGUAUUUUCCAACUUAAAGAGACUCGGAUCAUUAGACUUAUCGUACAACAGACUGAACCAUUUACAUAAAGAUAUCUUCAAGCGCUUAUCAACACUGGCAGUGUUGCGGUUAUCCGAUAACGAUUUGUCCUCCUUGCACGAUGAUACACUUCUACCUCUUUCGAAUUUGAAGAUCAUCGACCUAUCAAAUAACAACUUUGAAUGUUUAUCCGCAAAAUAUCCUUUUAGUUCUAGCAAUCAUUUGGAAAGUCUAAACAUCAGCAACUCGAAUCUGAAGACUUUUCCUAAUAUUGAUUGGUCGAAUAACAACCUGACUGAAGUCGAUCUAUCCCACAAUCAAUUUCAAGAAGUCACUCUACCCGUGUUUACAAGAAACCACACCAAAAUAUUGCUCAACCACAACAACAUCUCCACUAUCUACAUUGACUAUCGACGACAUUCUAACAGUUAUCCAGUGUAUAACGUUACUGGAAACGUCAUCGAGUGCGAUUGUCGAAUCAGACAAUUCUUGCGAUUUCUUCACUCUGACGAAAACGCCGUCCGCAUUUUCCCAGAUUCCAAUAUCCUGAGAUGCAAUGGACGAUCCAAAAGGAAACUAACAGAAAUCUGGCCAAUUUACAGUGUCUGUCCGCGGAAAGAGGAAUGUCCUUUGUUUUGCAAGUGUUACCUGACACUAGAAGGACAAAGUACAAUCGAUUGUUCUCGUAGAAGUUUAUCUUAUCCGCCCGCGAGUCUUCCCGUCAAUUCAACAUUUGUCAAUCUGAACAACAACCACAUUGUAAAUCUGUCCGAACUGAAUGGGACUACGUGGGAAAACGUCACCCAUUUGUAUCUUAGUAACAAUUCUCUGACGUCACUGAACGAUUGGGUCGUUCCGGAAAAUCUCCGCUAUUUGGCUCUGGAUGGAAACAAGCUGUCGGAUUUGCCCCCUUCUCUGAUGAAGCGCGUGGAAGAUUCGUCAAACUUCAGCAUCUUUCUCUCCAGAAACGAGUGGAAAUGCGAUUGUCACUCUGUCCAUUUCAAGAAGUGGUUUACGCGGAAUUUGCUUAAGAUCCGUGAUUCCGAGAACGUAACCUGCCAGAGAGUCAAUAGAGUUAACAAUUCCGUAACACACGAGCUAAUUGAAAGUAUACCGCUGGAUGUGUUUUGUCUAAAGAAACCGGUGUGGCCUUUAUGGCAAGUAAUAGUUCUUACAGUUUCGGUAGCGUUUGUAUUGACGUCAUCAGUUCUCGUAGUUGUCUGUUACCAUUACAGACUCGCUAUAUUGGCCUUUCUGUACAGUCGAGACGUGUACUUGCCCUGUUGCUACAGGAUCCUCGACGACGAUGAAAAGAAGUACGACGCUUUUGUGUGUUAUAAUAGUUCCGAUUCUAUCUUAACCAUGGAGAUGGUGGAUCGACUGGAACCCACUUAUCGCCUUUGUGUUCACGAACGUGAUUGGUUGGCGGGUAACGCUAUUAGCGAGAACAUCGUGUAUUCCGUGCUUAACAGUAGAAGGACGGUGAUAUUAUUGUCUCGACAGUUCCUGGACAGCAUGUGGUUCAGUGUGGAGUUUCGCGUGGCUUACAACAGGAUGAUGGAAGACCAAGCUUAUCGUUUG